AUAAAUUUCAUACCUUCCUACUGUCAUUUAAGAGAGACAAGGGCAAUUUCUUCUCCUUCAAAGUAGCAUUAUAGUUAACUUUACUUCUAAUUUUGGAGGUCUCCACAAAAAAAUUUGAGCUCUUGUUGAUACCAACACCUUCAAAUAAUGAAUAGUGAUUAUUUCAAAGAAAACAUGUCUAACCAUGUCCCUGGUAUAUAUAGUUCCUUCACCAAUAUAUUUGAUCAAAAAGAAACAUGCUCAUAAGAACCUUUUUUUCCCAUCUAACAAUUGAUCAUUUGACGGGUCACAGGAAAAUCUACUCUGCUCUUAGGGGUGAAGAUUGCAACAUGGGAUUGGGUGCCAAAUAUGAUGUAUUGGAACAAUGUUUUUUCUUAAGUAGUAAUCCAGUAGCAGCUCCUUGUCACCAACAUGCUUGUCUAGCAUAUCACCAACAUCAGCUUGCCCACAGAUGAAUGUUAACCCAUUAACAUCCAAGGAUGGACAUUAAGCAAAACUCUUCUGAAAUAACAGCAUUUAACUGGUAAUUUACUUUAGCUAGUGAGACAUAUUCAGACCAUGCAAUCAGAAAAUACAAUAAAAUAAUUUAUUUAAAAAGGCAAAAGAAAAGAAGAGGAAAGUACUCUAACCUGAAUGCUAGUCCAUCUUUAGCGAUUCUGAGAAGAUAAAGUAACAAGCAUGCAGAAAUGGUUGAUGAAAGUAAGUCUCGGAUGUUGAUGGCGAUGAUGAUGUUGUUGAAUGAAGUUUGAGAAGAGAUAUGCAAAUGCGACCAACUAAAAUGCAUAUCACAAGAAAAGCAAAGAUGCAGGUGCAGUAAAAUAUAAAGACCAAAGGAAAUU
Molecule: messenger RNA, 839 nt
Organism: Rubroshorea leprosula
Lineage: Eukaryota; Viridiplantae; Streptophyta; Magnoliopsida; Malvales; Dipterocarpaceae
Source: the annotation of a GenBank genome assembly